This is a messenger RNA of Miscanthus lutarioriparius, 528 nucleotides long. The record is from the annotation of a GenBank genome assembly. Lineage: Eukaryota; Viridiplantae; Streptophyta; Magnoliopsida; Poales; Poaceae.
AUGGGAAAGGUGUUCUUCACAAAUAGUGGUUCAGAAGCAAAUGAGUCCCAGAUUGCUGCUUUCAUUGCUGAACCUGUAAUGGGUGCUGGUGGUGUUAUCCUUCCUCCAAAGACCUAUUUUGAGAAGAUUCAAGCAGUUCUGAAGAAGUAUGACAUCUUGUUAAUUGCGGAUGAGGUCAUUACUCCAUUUGGAAGACUAGGGACAAUGUUUGGAUGUGAUAUGUAUAACAUUAAACCAGAUCUUGUCUCCAUAGCUAAGAUACGUGGUCUGGGACUUAUACUUGGAACUGAGUUUGUUGACAACAAAUCUCCAAAUGAUCCAUUCCCAGCUGAAUGGGGUGUUGGUUCGAUCUUUGGUGCUGAGUGUGAGAAACAUGGGAUGCUCAUCAGGGUGGCUGGCGACAGCAUCAUGCUGUCACCCCCACUGAUCAUGACUCCCAAUGAAGUUGAAGAAAUCAUAAGCAAAUUUGGUGAUGCCCUGAAGGCCACAGAGGAAAGGAUUGGAGAACUGAAAUCCAGGAAGAAUUAG